AUGACGGUCUUCAUCGCAUCUUUGUUCCUCCCAUAUACCAUCGAUUUCCAAGUGACGGAACCCAAGCAGGAACAACACGGGUCCUUGUCUAGCCAUGCAAAUGUCGAUGGUCCUGGACCUAUCCUUGGGCGCCUGUCGGAUACCUACCAUCCAACUCGUCCCACGAGUUGUCUCCCACUAACUCCUGGAGCCACCACAGAAGACGAGACUGUCUUCAAAGGAUAUACUUCGCGAUCAGCAGAUGAGAUUCCAAUUGCCAAUGAUCGAUUGUGGCACGGCCCCAGCGAGCCCCGGGCCAUUCCUUGGGGACACAGUCGGAGAUUUAAUCAGCCCCGGUCCAAGGCAACAGAUCCUCCAACACCGUCCAUUUUGAGCAGUCGAGGCCCAAUCCAAGGACCGAGAAGGGAAUUAUCUUUGGAUGGAUCACAGGAUCAAUGGGACAUGAAAUACUGCAGUAGCACACGAGUCUCGCUCUCCAAUGCUGACUGGGUGGUAAAGGCUGCCGAACAAGGCCACGGAGGUCUACAAAAUGCCAUCCACGCUGCUGAAAAGUCGAGCUUGCUCAAGGACAAGACUUGGGUGGGGACUCUAGGCAUGCCUACCUACUCAUUGGCAGAUUCUACCAGGACAGACAUCGCUGAGACCCUCCAGGAUGUGUAUGAUUCGUUGACUGUGUUUGUGAGUGACAACGAGUUUGAGGGCCAUUACACCCAUUUCUGUCGCGCGGUACUUUGGCCAGCCUUCCAUUAUCAAAUGCAAGAAAGCCCUCGGCAUACUGAGUACGACGGUUACUCUUGGGUCCAAUACCUCAAGCUGAACAAGGCAUUUGCAGAAACAAUCAUCAAGCACUGGAAACCGGGUGAUCGAAUAUGGGUCCAUGACUAUCACCUUCUGGUUCUUCCGGGCCUUCUGAGGGAAGGUUUACCACAAGCCGAGAUUGGAUUUUUCUUGCAUACUCCGUUUCCUUCCUCUGAGAUCUUCCGCUGUUUGACUCCACGUGAAGAGCUGUUGGAUGGGCUUCUGGGCGCCGAUCUGAUUGGAUUCCAGACAGACGAAUACUGCAACCACUUUCUUCACUCCUGCAGCCGGCUGAGGAGGCUGGAGGUCUCUGCCAAUCAAGUUCACCUCAACCAUCGGUACGUUAGUGUUGUGAAUUCUCCAUUGGGGAUUGACCCUUCGUCACUUUAUACAUUACGCCAAUCCACCGAGGUCAAGGGCUGGAUACACAGCAUCAGCCAUAGGUACAAAGGGAAAUAUCUCAUUGUAGCGCGGGACCGAUUUGAUGCACCUGGAGGGAUUAAGCAGAAGCUUUUGGCAUAUGAGCUGUUUCUCAACAGCUAUCCAGCAUGGAGAGAGCAAGUGGUUCUAGUCCAAGUAAUGUCAUCUGCAUCUGAGAAUCCCGAGCUGGAGGCACAGAUCUCAAAAAUCGCAAUGAGGAUCAAUGCAACAUAUUCAACCAUCACCCACCAGCCCUUGGUACUGGUCCAGCAAGACAUCAGCCACUUCCAAUUUAUCGCCCUCUUAAGUGUUGCACAUAUCUUCAUGGCCACCAAUCUGCGUGAGGGGUGGAACCUGUCCAGCCAUGAUUUUAUCCAUUGCCAAGAUGGACAGCUUAGCUCCCACCAACAUGGAUCCUUGAUUCUUAGCGAAUUCGUGGGGAGUGCCUCUAUCUUUCGUGGUCAUAAGCUUCUCGUCAAUCCGUGGAACUACAGCCAAUGUGCUGAUGCGAUCAAGUCCGCACUCGAGAUGUCGCCGGCGGAGCAGAAACUCAACUGGGAUUUUCUGCUGGGUUGCAAAUCUCCAUACACUGCUAUCAAAUGGCACACGGUGUUACAAGAGGCUCUCACUAAAGCCCACGAAAUGCAAAUCCAUCAGACAAGCCACCUCUCUCCACUUUCACCUACUGACUUGAAAAAGUCAUACCACGCCGCCAGGGCACGGAUGUUCUUUUUGGAAGACAGCGCAAUCUUCGGUCCAGCUUUCGGCAAUACCUUAUACAUAGCCAGCUCCCGAAGCACCGAGCAGCUCCAAGAAGCGCUCGAAAAGCUCCCCUCUGAGCUCGGGUUCAUCGCCGAGAAUGGAUGUUUCCUACAAGAACCUGGGUCGGGUUCAUGGGUUCCAUUCGUGCCAGAAAGCGCCUUGAAAUGGCGCACCGGUAUCAAAAAGAUGAUGGAGUAUUCCCACGAGCGAACAGAGGGCAGCCGAAUCAAGGAACGCCGCUGCUCGCUAACAUUUCACUACGACGGCGCGCUCGAUCGCGAAGUAGCCGCUCGCCAGGCCUCCGAGCUAGCCGAUCAAAUCAACGGUGCCCGCGGGCGUGCAGAUUUCCAUGUCGUCCGCGAGGCAUCCUCUGUGAAGGUUGAACCGCCGCAAGCUGCUCUUGGAAACGGGAGAGCCGCCACCUAUAUUUUAGACAAUCUCCCCAAUAUCAAAUAUCCCGAUUUCAUAUUUGCAGCUGGUGGUUCUCGUAGUGGCGAGGCGCUGUUUCGUUGGGCAAAUGAGUUGGCUGUUGCGCCCGUUGCUUCUCGGUUUGAGAAGUCUGAGCUUGGGAAAACACUCCAUGUCACCACCGUGACAACUAGCACUCAUGCUACAGAGGCGAGAUCGGUGUUGCCGUCUGAUUACUCGCUUUUGAAUGUUUUGGGUGAAAUGUCGAGAGUCACGUCGAAUGGGGAGAAGGCUGAAUGA
This is a messenger RNA of Penicillium mononematosum, 2688 nucleotides long. Its product is annotated as trehalose-6-phosphate synthase. The record is from RefSeq and is a predicted model, not a curated record. Lineage: Eukaryota; Fungi; Ascomycota; Eurotiomycetes; Eurotiales; Aspergillaceae. The transcript is spliced from 4 exons. Gene Ontology annotation, molecular function: catalytic activity. Gene Ontology annotation, biological process: trehalose biosynthetic process. Gene Ontology annotation, cellular component: alpha,alpha-trehalose-phosphate synthase complex (UDP-forming); cytosol. Bases 1 to 2688 code for a protein of 895 amino acids.